UCUAAUCAUAUUGAUUGGACGAGGCUGUACAUAUACAUUCCAUCAAAUAUUUCUUAAUACAUCAUCCUGCAUUGGUGUUAUGAGUUAAUUAUUUACAUGUUUUUAGUUUCUAUUUAUACGCACCAACAAACAAGUAAUUUGUCCCCUUAAAAAAGAAAAAAAGCACAUACACAUAGUAAAUUAAAACCACAAAUACAAAUUAGGAAAAAUUUUAAUAUAUAUAUAUUACUAGUUAAUUAUUAUUAAAUUUCAUCUUGUAUUAUAUAAUUAUACCUAUAUAAUUCUAGUAAAGGAUAAAUAAUUAGAAUUGUUAGUUGUCAACAAUAAAGUCUGCCAAAAAGGGUAAGAAACCAUUCAACAUGACCAGUUUUGAUAGUCAAGAGAUUACCGAGAAUUAUAAAAAAGCUAAUCAACAACAUUUAUUUAAGUAUUAUGAUACUUUAACUCCUCAACAACAACAAGAAUUCUUAACUCAGUUAUCUAAAAUUAAUGAUCCUGUGAAAUUAAUUACUACUGUUAAACAAGCCAUUGAAUUAUCUGGUCAAUAUAAUUCUAAUACUAGAAACUUUACUCAAUUACCUCAUGAACAAACUGCAUCUACAUCUGAAUUAACUUCUGAUCUUAAACAAACAUGGACUAAUUUAGGAUUAAAAGCUAUUGCUAAUCAACAAGUUGGUGUUAUUCUUAUGGCUGGAGGUCAAGGUACAAGAUUAGGAUCAAAUGCUCCAAAGGGUUGUUUCGAUAUUAAAUUACCUUCAGGAAAAUCAUUAUUUCAAAUUCAAGCUGAAAAGAUUCGUAAAAUUCAACAAUUAACUCAAGCAGAAUUCAAGUUACAAAAUGAACCUAAAUUAUUCUGGUAUAUCAUGACUUCAGAACCAACAAGAAAGCCAACAGAAGAAUUCUUUGCUUCUCAUAAUUAUUUUGGUUUGGAUCCAAAUCAAAUCAUGUUCUUUAAUCAAGGAACUUUACCAUGUUUCAAUCUAGAUGGAUCUCAAAUCCUUUUGGAAUCAAAGAAUAAGAUCACUGAAUCUCCUGAUGGAAAUGGUGGUUUAUAUAAAUCCAUUCAUAAUAAUGGUGUUCUUGAUGACUUAAUAGAAAAGGGAAUAAAACAUAUUCAUAUGUAUGGAGUUGAUAAUAUUCUUGUUAAAGCAGCAGAUCCUCUUUUCAUUGGGUUUGCUAUUGAUAAAGAAUUUGAUUUGGCUACUAAAGUAGUAAGAAAGAGAGAUGCCACUGAAAGUGUUGGAUUAAUUGUUCUCGAUGAUGACUCCAAAAGACCAUGUGUCAUAGAAUAUAGUGAAAUUUCAUCAGAAUUAGCCAAUAAAAAGGAUGAAAAGGAUCCAAACAAGUUAUUCCUUCGUGCAGCAAAUAUCGUCAAUCAUUAUUAUUCAGUUGAUUUCUUAAAAGAGAAGAUUCCAGAAUGGAUUGAUUCCACUAAAUAUCUUCCUUUCCAUAUUGCCAAAAAGAAGAUUGCUAAUCUUAACCCAAAGACUGAUGAAUUUGAAAAGCCAACUGUUCCAAAUGGUAUAAAGCUUGAACAAUUUAUUUUUGAUGUAUUUCCAUCAGUUGAAUUAACUAAAUUUGGAUGUUUGGAAGUUGAAAGAUUAGACGAAUUUUCUCCUUUGAAAAAUGCCGAUGGAGCUAAAAAUGAUACUCCAACUACUUGUAGAAAUCAUUAUAUGGGCUUAGGUUCAAGAUGGAUCCGUGAAAAUGGGGGGAUUAUUAAUGAUCCUAAUGCAUUAGUUGAAGUUAGUUCUUUAACUAGUUAUGCCGGGGAAGGUUUAGAAUUUGUUAAGGGUAAAGAAUUUAGUCAUGGUGAUAGCAUUUAAAAUAAUAUUAAACAAAAUAAUUUUACAGUAUAUUAUUUAUUAUUAUAACUUUUCUAGUUUUAAUAGCAUUUAUAUAAAUUUACAUAUAUGUGAUAUAAUUACAAAAGAAAACAUUUUAUUUUAAUAUAUAUAAAUCAAUUAAGCAAAC
Molecule: messenger RNA, 1974 nt
Organism: Scheffersomyces amazonensis
Lineage: Eukaryota; Fungi; Ascomycota; Pichiomycetes; Serinales; Debaryomycetaceae
Gene: UAP1
Product: UDP-N-acetylglucosamine diphosphorylase
Exons: 1
Coding region: 360-1826 (488 amino acids)
Biological process (GO): UDP-N-acetylglucosamine biosynthetic process
Molecular function (GO): UDP-N-acetylglucosamine diphosphorylase activity
Source: RefSeq, a predicted model, not a curated record